AUGAGGGGACUUUGGACAGUACAUGCAAGAAACAUCAAGAUAGUCAAACAUUGUAUGGUACAUCUCACCAAUCUCAUUCCUGCAGAUGUCCAGCUCAGGCUAAUUGAGACCAAGACAAACAUACAUGUUCUUUGCACUCUCGCAUCACAGCUUGCAACAACUUCACAUGGCCAAACAACCUUCGAGUCAAACUCGCUCUUCCACAUCAGGAACGCAGGGAACAGGGGAAACACAGGGGGCAUGCGAUGA
Molecule: messenger RNA, 249 nt
Organism: Laccaria bicolor S238N-H82
Lineage: Eukaryota; Fungi; Basidiomycota; Agaricomycetes; Agaricales; Hydnangiaceae
Exons: 3
Coding region: 1-249 (82 amino acids)
Source: RefSeq, a predicted model, not a curated record